AUGCAACUGACUGGUAAACUUCAGUUGUGCCUGUUUUUGUUCAUUAUCGAGCAGAUAUCAGCCGUCUCUUAUAAUCAGCCAAAGUUUUGUUCAGAUUCUUGGUACCCAAAUGCUACAACUAUUGCUGAUAACAACACUAUUAUUGGAGCAUAUUUCAAUGAGAUAUUUAUCGAUAGGAAUAACACCAUUUUUAUUCUUAAUCAACAUAAUGGCGAAAUUCUUGUUCAAAGUGGAGAUAAUCGAACGCUGGCAACAGCGAUAUCGGGUAAUUUCUGCAAUGCUUCCAGUUUCUUUGUUGCAAUGACCGUGGGAGGUCUAUGUUGA
Molecule: messenger RNA, 324 nt
Organism: Adineta ricciae
Lineage: Eukaryota; Metazoa; Rotifera; Eurotatoria; Adinetida; Adinetidae
Source: the annotation of a GenBank genome assembly